AUGCAGUCCAGUAAUGAGUUAAUUGAGAUCAAGGAUAAGUUGUGGAAUGGAUCAAUUAAUGUUAGGAUUUUAAUGGGGGAUGACAACAUCAAAGAUCCUAAGGAGUUCCUAAUUACGGUAUACCGCAAUUCGUAUUUCCCCAUAUAUUUUCCUUCGGUUAUAACUUAUUUUCAAAAGUAUAAUGAGAAAAUCAAGUAUAUGCCAGUAUGGUUAGAAUAUGAAACAGUGCCGAUAAAAUGGAAUUUGCCAAUUGGUGUUUUAUAUGAUCUUUUGCAUUUGUCUAGUAUCGUACAAAACCGUGAGGACAGUUCGUGGACACUUACGUUAAGGUUUUCAGAUGACUAUCCUACGGAUCAGGUAAUUCCUUUUACAUACACCGAUGUUGAUAAUUCAGUCAAUUAUAACAAACUGCUUAAGGAAGUUGUAGUCAAUCAGUUGAAACAAUCAUGCUUUGUAAUAAAUGGUAACUCUAAACCGAUAAUGAAUUUGAGUGAAAAAGAUUCAGACGAAUUAUGGAAUUCCAUCAGAAUACACAAUUUGAAGUCAUUUAAUCAAAUAAAUAAGAAAAUCAUUCCCAUACAGAAGAAAUUUCAGAAGUUACCUGUUAAAAUAUAUAUUCCUGGGUCUGCAACAAUAAUUCAUGCUCCGAUAUAUCCAUACAGUGAUUCAGGCGAAGCUGUUCUCCUCAGGGAUAUAUUAGAAGAGUAUUUACCUGAUCUUAUGAGUAGUAACAAUGAAACAUUAGGCUCAAUUUACAUACAUGGUAUCAAUGUGGAAACUAUAAUAAAUAAAGACAUAAUUGAUGUUUGGGAAUUGUUUAAGCAUUUGGAUAACUUUUUAUACAUUAUUGUUCUAUUUAGCACUUAUUCAACUAUAUAG
Molecule: messenger RNA, 879 nt
Organism: Debaryomyces hansenii CBS767
Lineage: Eukaryota; Fungi; Ascomycota; Pichiomycetes; Serinales; Debaryomycetaceae
Exons: 1
Coding region: 1-879 (292 amino acids)
Biological process (GO): nucleophagy; autophagosome assembly; autophagy of mitochondrion
Cellular component (GO): cytoplasm; Atg12-Atg5-Atg16 complex; phagophore assembly site membrane
Source: RefSeq, a predicted model, not a curated record